Molecule: messenger RNA, 1398 nt
Organism: Nymphaea colorata (pocket water lily)
Lineage: Eukaryota; Viridiplantae; Streptophyta; Magnoliopsida; Nymphaeales; Nymphaeaceae
Product: vacuolar protein sorting-associated protein 26A-like
Exons: 12
Coding region: 205-1140 (311 amino acids)
Biological process (GO): retrograde transport, endosome to Golgi; intracellular protein transport
Cellular component (GO): retromer complex; endosome
Source: RefSeq, a predicted model, not a curated record
UUUCUUGCCCGUCAAGCUGCUCACUUCUUGAUCGUGGACGCUCACCCCACCGGUCCUUCCGUCGACGAAGACCCUGCGUGGCUGCGUCAGAAGGUGCUGCCGAGGACGUCGCUGUGACCUGCAUUGCUGCUGAAGACGCUGCUUCAGAAACUUCCGUUGCUGCAAAGGUAAUUUAGUGCAAGGCCUCCAUAUAACAAAUUAAUAAUGAACUACAUUGUAGGAGCAUUCAAGCCGCCAUGUAACAUCUUUAUCAGGUUUGCUGAUGGAAGAACACGUAAGCAGGCUAUCAUUAAAAAAGAAAAUGGCCAAACAGCAUCGGUGCCGCUUUUCCAAAGUCAAGAAAAUAUUGUGGGGGAGGUUUCUAUCGAACCAGUUCCAGGAAAGAAGGUUGAACACAAUGGUGUAAAAAUUGAGCUUCUUGGGCAAAUAGAGCUCUAUUUUGACCGUGGCAACUUUUAUGACUUCACAUCAUUGGUGCGGGAAUUGGAUGUUCCUGGUGAAAUCUAUGAAAAGAAAACGUAUCCAUUUGAGUUCUCCACUGUUGAAAUGCCAUAUGAGUCCUACAAUGGAGUAAAUGUGAGACUCAGGUAUAUUCUGAAAGUGACCGUCAGUCGUAACUAUGUCAGUAACAUUGUUGAAUACCAGGAUUUUUGGGUGCGCAAUUAUACCCCAUUGCCAUCAAUUAAUAACAGUAUCAAGAUGGAGGUUGGAAUUGAGGACUGUCUUCACAUAGAAUUUGAGUACAGUAAAAGCAAGUAUCACCUUAAGGAUGUUAUUAUUGGCAAAAUAUAUUUUCUUCUUGUGAGAAUCAAGAUUAAGAACAUGGAACUUGAGAUCAGACGUCGAGAAUCUACUGGUUCUGGCCCUAAUACUUAUGUGGAGACAGAAACUCUUGCAAAAUUUGAACUAAUGGAUGGUGCACCUGUCCGAGGGGAAUCAAUUCCAAUUAGGCUGUUUUUGAGUCCAUACGAACUUACACCCACAUACCGCAACAUAAACAACAAAUUCAGUGUGAAGUACUAUCUGAACCUUGUUCUUGUGGAUGAAGAAGAUAGAAGAUACUUCAAGCAGCAGGAGAUUACAGUUUACCGACUUUUGGAGUCCUCUGUAUCAAAUGAGCAGUCUGGUUUGUCUGUGUGAUUUUGUAUGCCUCGAUUUGGAAUUGUUUUUUUCUUUUUUUUUCUCUUUUAGCAUCUUUGGUGGUUGUAUAUUUGUAACGGAGAUCUCUCGGGAAAUCUGUUCUUGCAAAAGGCAAAACUGAAAGAGAUUGGGUUGUCAGUUGAAUUUAAGUAGUUGAAGCCGUUGAUUGGAACUUCUUCUGAAGAAAGUGUAUCAUGUGAAAUAGAGAAUAAUGACCCGUACAUCAAUUCCAUGUGAGUGAUUUGAGCUUUUUCCUUC